This is a messenger RNA of Pseudonaja textilis, 5599 nucleotides long. It is a transcript of the gene OCLN, whose product is annotated as occludin. Lineage: Eukaryota; Metazoa; Chordata; Lepidosauria; Squamata; Elapidae. The record is from RefSeq and is a predicted model, not a curated record. Gene Ontology annotation, biological process: bicellular tight junction assembly. Gene Ontology annotation, cellular component: apical plasma membrane; bicellular tight junction; cytoplasmic vesicle.
GUGUGGCGCGCGCGAGAUAGCCUGCCUGGGCUGCUGAAGGAGGCGAUGCGUCUCUUAAAGAAGUGCGAAACCUCAACAGGUGGUUGGAGCUCCGUGAAGGCGACGUAAGUAAGGUUGCCUUUCAACGGAGCUGGUGAUCAGGGCUGAGCAGCAUUAGAGGCGCUCGGAGGGGAGCCCGGAAGGAAUUCUUUCCCUAAUUGUUUUUGCUCCGAAUUGAAACUCUGAUGAGAUAAGUGUCCCUGUGCCUGUCGCAGUCGCGUUAACUUUAGGACUUGGAAAGGUAAAAACAUCACAACCCAAGUUCCACUAUGUCACCCAAACCUUUUGAAAGUCCUCCACCGUAUCGUCCAGAUGAAUACAUACCUUCACACUAUUUAUCAAGCAACAAUACAUUUGGUGGUGAAUUCCAUUCUCAGCCUAUGCACUCUCAACCAGCGUAUUCUUAUUAUCCGGAAGAUGAAGUGCAACGUUUCUACAAAUGGUCCUCCCCACCAGGAAUAAUCAAGAUCAUGUCAAUUCUCAUACUAGUCAUGUCUAUUGGGGUCUUUGCAUGUGUUGCUUCUACUCUGGCUUGGGAUAUGGACAUGUAUGGAGGUGGACUAGGAACUGGUUUCGGGUUACCUGGCUAUGGAGGUUUUGGAACCAACUAUGGUGGAUACAUGGGCAGCAGUGGUUUUGGCUAUAAUAAUGCAUAUGGCCUUGGAGGAAAUUAUAUUGAUCCACGCGGAGCAAAAGGCUUUAUACUUGCAAUGGCAGCUUUUUGCUUUAUUGCUGGAUUGAUGGCUUUUGUAACUGGGGUUACAAAGACUAAGAUGGCCAGGACAAGGAAAUAUUAUCUCUUAGUGAUAAUAGCAAGCUCUAUAUUGCUCUUCUUGAUGUUCAUUGCUGCAAUUGUAUAUACACUAGCAGUCAACCCAACUGCACAAGCUUCUGGAUCAGUGAUCUACAAUCAGAUCUAUAUGAUGUGCAACCAGUUUUACACAUCCACAACUGCUGGGCUCUACGUGAAUCAAUACUUAUAUCACUACUGUAUGGUGGAACCUCAGGAGGCUAUUGCCAUUGUAUUAGGCUUCCUGAUUUCUGCAGCUUUGGCUAUAAUAAUAUUUUUCGCAGUAAAGACCCGAAGUAAAAUAGGUUACUAUGGCAAAAUGAGUAUACUCUGGGAUAACACAAAAGGUUAUGAUGAAACUCCUAAUGUAGAAGAAUGGGUUAAGAAUGUAAGUCCAGAGCCAGUGGCAACUUCCCCAGGGAUUGACUAUCCAGAUCGAAUUGCCAGUUCUAUGGGAUACUCAAUUUCUGAUGCUCCUGCACAUCAGAUUCGCAAGGACAACUACACAGCUAGUCCGGUACCUGAAGUUGUUGCUCCCUUAACAAGAGACCUAAAACAGUCCCAGUAUGUGAACACUAGCAAUUACAAUGGGUCAGCUAAGGAGCCCCAGCAGAAAAAGAAAAGAGGAAGAACAAGAAGAGCCAACAGUGAUAAUUAUGAUGCUGAUUAUACCACAGGUGGUGAAUCUUGUGAUGAACUGGAUGAGAACUGGGACAGAGAGUAUCCAUCAGUAUCAUCAGACCAUCAAAGACAAGCGUACAAGCGAGAUUUUGAUGCAGGAUUACAAGAAUACAAACGAUUGCAAGCAGAACUUGAUGAGAUCAGUAAAGAACUCUCUCGUCUUGACAAAGAGCUGGAUGACUACAUUGAAGGCAGUGAAGAAUAUAAGGCUGCAGCUGAUGAAUAUAACAGAUUGAAGGAUAUCAAAUCAUCCGCAGAUUAUAAAAAGCGAAAAGCACACUGCAAGAUGCUGAAGAAUAAACUGUCCCACAUCAAAAGGAUGGUCAGUGAUUAUGACAGUCGGAAAUCAUAACAAGAAGGAAACAAAUCAGGUUGCAUAAGAAUGCCAGUUUUCAUUAAGCUGGGAUAUCUUUGUGUUGGACAAUACAAUAGUGAGAGAGAUCCUUUGUAUACUUUUAUAUACUUCAUAAUAUUAUUUGUGCCAUGUUUACCAUGAAAUAAGAAUUCAGUAUAUGGGAUCUUUUAUAGUUUCACUGAGUCAAGGAAUUUUACCACCUAUGUUUUCAGGAUCAACAGUGGACAUCUUGAGCUUUUGCUUUUCUUGUCAUUCUUUUCAUUCCAUUUUUCUCAGCGUAUUGCAAUCUUAAUUUCAGAAAAAAAUGAUAAAUGUUUUUCAUUACAUCUUAAACAGUAUAAGCUAUAUCCUUUAUCCAAAACACCUGUCUUCCUCUCUUAUUCUUAACCAAUUUUAUAUAUCUAGGUUACUUGUAAAUAAAAAACUAGCAGGCUUUUCUUUUAAAUGGUGUAUAAAUGGAUCCAUUGUUGAUCAGCCAGUAUAAUAUAUUUUUAUUGACAUUGUGAAACAAUGUAAAUUUAUUCUGUUAAAAUCUCAUCUUGUAUUUUAAGUAUCAUUUUAUUACAGAAAUAUAAUUUUUAGUGUGUUUGACUUGACUGUCCAAUUUGUAACUGUUAUAAAAAUGCCUGUAUGUUAUAUUUGACUAUAUAAGCAGCUACAAUUCUAUACAAACUUAAUGGGAAGUCCCAAAUCAAUGAGGUUUAUUUCUGAUAUUGUAUGCACAUUUAACCAAUCCUUUUAAAUUGCAAAAAAAAUCUAGACUGCUCUGUAAAGACAUAUCAUAUCAUGGCCAAAUGACAAAAAGAGAAGUAAAAGCAAAUGUAUUCACAUUAUGAAUAGUCCUUAUGUAACAACCACUCAUUCAACAACUGCUUGAAGUUAAGUGGUGCUGAACAAGUGGUACUUUUGACCAGUCCUUGAAGUUCUGGCUGUCCCAACACCCCCAUAGUCAUGUGAUUGCAAUCUGAGUGGUUGCCAACUGGCUCACACACUUAAAUGGUUACAGUAUUUUGCAGUCAUGGGAUCACCAUUUGAAGCCUUCCUGCCAGUUUCCCACAAGCAAAGUCAAAGAAGGUUACAAGUUUCCCUGGUAGGUUUUUUACAUCUUCCCCCACCCAGCAGAAACUACCUCUGGCCCUGCCAUUUUCACACCAUAUGCCCUCCCUGUCUAAGCUUGUAAACUGAGACUUGCCUAAUAACUCUUCAUCCUCGCUUAACCACCAAUGGGGAGCGGUAUGAGGAAGUGAUGCAGUCACAUGAUAUUGUUUUACAACCACAUUGGUUAGCAAUAGAAAAUAUUAACCAAUGACUACCUGUAACAUAUUUAAUGUUAUAAUGCAAUAAUAAUAUUAAAAUAUAUUAAAUAAUAUACAUUUUACCAUGAAAACAAGUACUAUAAAGCAAGACAAUCCAGUUUUUAUACUUAUUAUAAUUCUGUUAGUUUUAAAUGUGGGCACUCUUUUGACAAUUAUUUCUGGUUAUAAUUGAUUGAGCACUGGUGCUGAUAUCAAACCCUACAGGUGAUGGAAAAAUUAUAAGUGCUGAAUUGAAAACCAGAUGCAUUCAUUUUGGCUUUGUUCCAAGUGUUGUACUCCAUAAAUUGAACUGGGAAAUUUAUUUUCUUUUGGUGGGUCCCUAAAACUGCCCAAUUUUAGGUUUCUGACAGUGGCUACAUCUAGAGUUCUUUUUGAUUAGAAGUGGGGAGAGAUGCUGGGAAAUAAAAAGAAUGCAUGCCAUACGAUUAGCAGAGGUGUAUGACAAGUCUAAACAAUAGUAGAACCACAGAGUUGGAAAGGACACCAGAAGUUAUGCAGUCUGAGGUUCUGUUGGACUCUUUUGCAGGGUCUGUUGAACCAUGUUUUAAAAGAUUCAUUGAGACCAGUAGGAUUCAGUCAUGACUAAUAAUUGAAAUAUGACUGUUUGGAUCCAUCUACUGUACAUUUAUGUAAGCACUGUAAUAUUUUUAAUCACUUUUUUUUAAUAAUGGAAAUUGUGUUUAAAAUAUGUGACUAGAAUGCAAUACCUUACAUACUGAAAGACUGGAUUUCAUUUUGUAAUUUGUGAUACAGUGUCAAUAAAAUUCAAAUUUGUCAAUGUAUAAACAAUCAAAUCAAUAGUUUUGUUUCAUAUCAUAUGUGUAGGAACAUUAGGUUUCAUUUCAUUUCUGAACCAUCUCGAGUUUCUUCAUGAAUGAUCAAAUUAGAGAUUUAGAAAAAUUUAUCAAUCCUUUUUUCUGUGAAAAAUAACCAAGACUGUAUUCAGAAAUAUUAUAUUGGGGAACAAAUAAAUUGUAGAUGAUCAGCAAAGGGUCAGGCACAUCAUCACUUUGGAGUUCCUUCAUGCCCACAAGAGAUCUAAGUCCAGCCUCCCUUGAAUGUUGUUGACUGAUCUACUGCCAAUUUGCCUUCGCAUUAGUAGUUCAGAUGUUUGUAGAGAGAUAGCAUGGAAUAAACUUGUAAUCAUUUGAGCAACCCUGGUUCCUGAUUUCUUGCGUCUACAGAAAUAUCCUUGAAAUAUUUACCUGCCAAAUUGGAAAUGCAAUGCUUUAUCAGACCAAUUUGGUAGCACAGCUUGGGAUCCUAUUACUGGUAACCCUAAUAUGUAUAUUCAUCUACUCAUUUGAUAAGCAAUAGGUAUUGGAGUCAAUCUCUGGAGAUAAAAUGGAGUUAAAGAACUGUUUAGAAGAAGUUUAAAAAAGAUAUUGCAUUAGAUGCCUCUUGCCAAUGUGUUUAGAUCAGGGGUGUCAAACUCAAGGCCCAGGGGCCAAGGCCCAAGAUCCGGUCCAUGGGAUGCUUAGAUCUGGCCCGUGGGACUACCCUGAAAACAGUGGUCUGGGCUGAGGUAUUUCUGCCAGCAAAAACGGAGCUCAGGAGCCAUUUUCACUGGCAAAGCGCUCUGGCCACCAUAGGCACCCCAACAUGAGUGAUGAGCUGGCCACACCCACCCAGGCCACAUCCCUCGUCCCCCAAGUCAAACACAACCCUGAUGCAGCCCUCAAUGAAAUUGAGUUUGACACCCCUGGUUUAGAUGUAACAAACUAAUGGAAAUGUCAAAUAUCAGGGAUCCAGAAGUGUGCCUUCCCCGUAGCAGCACCUACUCUCUGGAUUGUUCCCCUUGAAAUCCAGAUGGUCCCUAUUUUGUUAAUGUUUAAAAGAGCCUGGAAGACGUGACUCUUCACCCAGGCCUUUGGUGAGAUAAAGAGAUCCCUCGCUUUAUUUCAUCUGGUCACUUGCAAUCUUUUAUCUUUUUUUGAUUUUCUUGUAAUUUCUUUUAUUGUAUUAAUAGCUCAGAAUCGUUGAGAGUUAAUAAAAUUUAAUAAAUUGUUAUAUACUGUACAAAGAUGGUUUUUAAAAUUGUAUGUAUAUUGCAAAAAGAGGGAAGAAAAAAAACUUCAAAGUAUAUACCUUGCAUGCAUUAAAUAAAUCUAAGCCAAGAGAUUGUUCAUUUCAGUUUCAUUCUGUUUUCCUAUUAAAGUAAGCAAGGUAGCUACUACAUCAGUAAUACUAAUGAACUGAAUAUUGUUAUAAUUUCAUUUUGUGUAACUUGUCUGCAACAUACAUAUAACCUGAUAGAAGUCAACCAUCUCUUUUAAACUUAAUGGGAACAGGCUAUAUAAGGAGAAUAAAGCUCAGUAAUUCAAGCCUAAACUAAUUUAAUUAUCACAGGAACCAUAACAAAUAUUUUACUAUUUUAUAUAUCCAAUCCAUUUCUAUUAUGCAUUUGAAUGUUGGCAA